AUGGCCAUAAGAGAAUUGGAACAUAGAGCACGCAAAUGUUAUGCGGAAGAAACCACUAUCCUUGGCCUUGGUGUUGACUCAGAUCAGUUCGUGGAAAUGAUGUUUCUUGACGGUUUCUUUAUCAUUGAGUUAUUUCGCACGUUUAUGAUGUUCUGCUCGCCAGGUGAAAAUCAACAAAAUUUCCAAUCAGUCCAGCUAGUAGAAGAACCGCUAGCUGAGGGUUAUCAUAUUUUCCAAUCACAGCAGAUUUUGUAUGCCAUAGGACGUGAUUUAAUUCUACUUGAAAAUCAACUUCCGUUCUUUAUCCUUAGCCGUUUGUUUGACAUAACUAAUAGCGAUUCAAACUUGGGAAUCAUUCAAAUAGCCUUAGAUUUUCUGAAAAACUUUACACCAGAGAAUAAAUUACAAGCUCCUAGUCAAAUCUCAAUCAACAACAUCAAACAUCUACUUGACCUAGUAAAUAAUUGUUGGUGUAACGAGACGAAAAUGUUUGAUGAGACGAAUAGAAAUGUAAUGAGAAAGAAAUGGGAGUUCAUAAAUUCUGCAACGGAAUUUCAGGAGGCUGGGGUUCAAUUCAAGAAGGCUGAGGGAAGCAACUUGUUUGAUAUAAAAUUCAUUAGUGGGGCUUUAAAAAUUCCAGUAUUAUCCAUCACAGACUAUACAGAGUCUUUCUUCACAAACCUAGUUGCAUUUGAGCUGUGUCCUUCAUAUGUUAAGCCAAAGUACGUUUGUGACUAUAUUGUCUUCAUGGAUCACCUCAUCAAUGCCUCCAAGGAUGUUCGUUUACUUAAUCGUAGUGGAAUUAUUGAAAGUUGGGUGGGUGAUGAUGCAGAGGUUUACUCCAUGUGGCACAAGUUGUUAAAAAUCACCCUAACAGAUCUUAAAAACUUUGGUUACCCUGAAGUUUUCAUUAAUGUAAACAACCAUUGUAAGGGAUGCCGAAACGUGUGGAUGGCAAACUUAAAGCGGAAUUACUUCAACAGUCCAUGGGCAUUCAUUCUCAACUAA
Molecule: messenger RNA, 1008 nt
Organism: Camellia sinensis
Lineage: Eukaryota; Viridiplantae; Streptophyta; Magnoliopsida; Ericales; Theaceae
Product: UPF0481 protein At3g47200-like
Source: RefSeq, a predicted model, not a curated record